Molecule: messenger RNA, 3133 nt
Organism: Mercenaria mercenaria
Lineage: Eukaryota; Metazoa; Mollusca; Bivalvia; Venerida; Veneridae
Product: ephexin-1-like
Exons: 12
Coding region: 641-2065 (474 amino acids)
Biological process (GO): activation of GTPase activity
Molecular function (GO): protein binding; guanyl-nucleotide exchange factor activity
Source: RefSeq, a predicted model, not a curated record
UAGUGAAUCAUCUUCUUCUUCUGAACAGAAUAACACGGAUAUUAGCUUUGAACUAUUUCAAAAGUUUGACUUUAGUGUUGAGAAAGUGAAGGAAAUACAGAAAUGUGACCCUGAACUAUCCUCUCUCAUUAAAUACUUAGAUAACAAUGAAUUACCGAAAGGACAGAAAAAAGCCCGUAGAAUUCUUCUUGAGUCAACGGAUUAUUUGCUUAUUGAUGGAUUAUUAAUGCAUUCACGUCAGUCAAAAUCAAACCGGGCCAAAUUACUCGAAAAGUUAUCAGUUAGUUGUUCCUGCUGUUAUGAUCAAAGAAGUUGUACAAUUAUACCAUGACUUGCCAAUGAGUGGCCAUUUGGGAAUACAUGACACUUUAGAUAGAUUGCGUGAAAAGUUGUUUUUUUUCAAACGUAUGGGACCUAUAGUUACGGAUUAUGUACGAUCGUGUGAUUACUGUCAAAAGCGCAAAGUUACCAAAAAAACAACAAAGGCACGGGUUACAGCCUACCCCACACCAACUGAGCCGUUUCAAGUUUGGCAAGUAGAUGUUUAAAAUAUACUACCGACAACUCGGAGGUUAUCAAAGAGAAUGUGGCGUUUGCUUUGGAGAAGUUCGGCACGACACCCAGACCAAAGUGGUCCGAAAUGCCGGAGGUAACGCUCUGUGGCAUUCUCAUGACAAUUAAUUCCCACGAAAAACAACUUUACGAGUUGAUGUUUGAAAUAAUCACCUCAGAAGCGACACACUUGAAAAGUUUAAAGGUCCUUGAUGACGUUUUUGCCAAGUCGGAAGAAUUUAGUUCCAACGAACCUGGGAAAUGUGUUCUAACAAAGCAGGAGCGCCGUGAGAUCUUCUCAAAUAUUGAUGAUAUAUGCAAAACAAGCGAAAGAUUCUUGUCAGAUUUAGUCUCUUGUUGGAGGAAGUCGAUUAAAUUACCGGAUAUUUGUGAUAUUAUAACAAAACAUGCCAAGAAGAAUUUUUCUUGCUAUGUUGAUUACUGCAGAAAUAAGGAAUAUCAAAUUAGAACUGAAACUGCAUUGAAACAAAAACCUGACUAUUUGAAUGCGCUUGCGCUUUUGGAAAGUCAUGAAGACUGCACAUCACGUUCUUUCGCGUCAUUUUUAAUAUUACCCGUGCAAAGAAUACCACGACUUGAGAUGCUUGUAGAAGACAUUUGUAAACGGGUAGACAAAAUAGAUGAUGAAAAAAGAAGAAAAUCUGAUCCUUUAGCUAAUGAAACAAGCAGCAUCAGAAAGUCUGCUAUGCUGGCGAAGAAGGCGCUCAAUAAAGUAGCUACACAGAGCAACGAUGCUAUAAGAAGAAUGCAACAAACAGAACAGAUGAUAAAGCUAGACAAGCAGAUAGAUUUUCCUUCUAAAAUGGCGAAAAUUCCGUUGAUCUCAGAAUCAAAACAAACGCAUUUGGUAAAACAAGGGGACGUGAAGAAGAUUAUAAAUGAGGUCAACAAGCGUAUAAGCAUAGGCAGUCAAAAACCUGUCCAAAAGACAAGGCACAUCCUAUUAUUAAGUGAUGUGUUGCUAAUUACAAAGAAAAAAGGGGAUCGAUACAAAGUUGAAGACUACUGUCAGCGUAAUAAGCUAGUUAUUGAGGAAAUAGACAAUGUUGAUAUAUAUACAAGAGUUCUUCCCCUUGGUGUGCCUAGCGGGUGUAGCAAUCGUUUCUUGCUGGUGAUGCUAGAGAACUGUGAAAAGAGACAAGUGGAAGAGGUUUACGCUUGCGAUUCUGCGAAUGACAGAGCUUGCUGGAUUGAGGUAUUAACGCCUUUGAAAAUUACAGAGAAUGAAGAAAUCUAUGCAGAUUGGGACUGUCCACAAGUCGAAUGCAAACUAAGAUACACUGCUCAGAAACCAGGUGAACUUGCUCUGAAACAGUCAGACAUUGUUAAAGUGUUCAAGAAGUGCAAAAAUGGAAUGUAUGAGGGUAAGAGAAUAAGAGACGGUGAAAGUGGCUUGUUCCCGUCUAAUCACACGGUAGAAAUAGAAAAUGACCACGUGAUAGCUCGCAAUAUGCGUAUGAAAUAUAAACAGAUGUCAGCUACAGAGAAUUAAGGGAGGUCAAUGCGUAUACAAAAACCAGCUCAGAAGAUAUAGGAUACAACUGGCCAACACAACAUGAGUGCGAAAUCAAUAUUGAUGUGGCCUUAUUUAUAAAUUAAGACGAUGUUACAUGGGAAGAACUGGAAAAAUUUUACUGAAACAACAAUUAAAGAGAAAAAGUUGAAUAUAGCAGUUAUAGCAGGUGGCUGUUAGAUGUUAUUAGUGAUAAACUGAGUUAUGUUGAGCUGGCCAACAUUAGCACUGCUUUAUUGGUGAAAAUUCAUUUAAAGGAAAAGUUACUUACCACCUAUGUGAACUCAUUAUACAGUGGAAUAGAUUUUUUAAGUCCUAAUAUCUUAAUAUCAUUGCUGGAACCAACUUUUAUACAUGGAACUGCUACUUCAACUGAAGUUAAACCAUUUAGUCAUAUUUUUGCAUUUGUUUCAAUUGAUCUUAAACGUGGACCAAAAUAUGUAAUACUGUCGAUUAGCUUUUCCCUAUGUCUUACAAAUGAAAUCCAUCCAUGCACUUUAUUAGAUAUUACCAUACCGAUUUACUGUAUUGGCAAAUUUCUUAUAUAACAUGCAUUGUCAUCCUGCCUGGUGUUUAAGAAAGAUAGCAAUGCUUCGUUAAAUGUGGUCUUACUUAAAGACACUGUUAAAUCUGACAUUUAUUGUUCUUACAUGCAUGUGUAAAUUCGAAGCCUUCAACGUGAAGAUGCAGAUGACAAAGCAGCAAUUACCUGCAAAUAUCAACACUUGUGAAGUUGUGUAAAUAUAUAGUUUUUAACGACAAAGCUCACCUCCGAGCGGAGAAUCCAAAUAACUUGCAACAUGUCUUUCAAAAUGAGUUUUGAGUGCCUAGGAAAACACCUAACAGUUGUAUACCGAUAAAUGUCUUUUCCCAUUUAUAAUCUUAUCAAAGUUUUCUAUUUAUGUGAACCGACUUUUUUCUUACAACAUCGUUCGUUGUUAAGUAAUGUAACCAAGGGUUUCAUUUUGAAAACAUUUACUUGUGAUGAUAAUUAUUAUGUUAGUGUAGGCUAUAUCAAACUUAAACAGUUUAUCUAAUCUACCUUAA